Messenger RNA from Protopolystoma xenopodis, 972 nucleotides. The record is from the annotation of a GenBank genome assembly. NCBI's taxonomy places the organism in Eukaryota, Metazoa, Platyhelminthes, Monogenea, Polystomatidea, Polystomatidae.
AUGACGCCUCUCACUGAGGAUAGCGGCGAAACGUUUGGGAAUGUACCCAGCCAAUGGUCGAAUGCAGGAAAUCACAAAUACUAUGGCAGAGGACACGGGACUUGGUUGGGCCGUACACCCAUAAUGGCUGCUGUUGUGGCAGGUCACCCUAAGGUUGUCCACCUAUUACUAACAUGGGGAUGUGCAGUGCAUUCAGUUGAUGCUGCCGGACGGUCUCUUCUCAGCCAAGCAGUUGCAGCCUCUCCAACGUGCUCUCCUUCUAACUCCUUCUCUUCUCAUAAGUCACGAGAUGCCCUCGAGGUAGUGAGAGAACUACUCGCUCGAGGACUAGAUGAAGCGCACAAGGAUAAUUCGGGAUCUACUCCACUUCAUCUUGCUACAGAAGCCGGAAGGACAGACAUGGUUCAGUAUGGCUUUAUCAUUAUUUUGAAAUAUGACAUAUUAUUCCUCUUACUACAAGCCGGCGCCAGCCCCAAAGUACAAGACAACUCAGGCUCGACUGUUUUGCUUGUCGCCUGUCAGAAUGGAUAUCCUCUCAUCUCUCUAUUUUUGCUAGCUGCAUGCGCCUCUCCCUUAUCGCCACCUUCUGUAUUUGCCAAAUAUAAUCCCCCUCAAGACACUUCAUUGUUGUCUCCUGCAGUAACUACAUUCAAAGACGAAUUUUUCCCCUUCACCAAAUUGCCUACUACUACUGCCAACCCAGAAAGUUGCGCUUUCUCUCCUGUAAUAUCUAGUUGCACAGCAGGUCGGCAGCCAAAUUCGCCCCUUAAGCCGAAUAGCUACAAUGUUCGAAAGUCCAGCCAAUUACUAAAUUUGUGCGCCACCCCUGAAACGCGAAGGCUCGUGAAUCAGGCUGAUUUGGAAGGAAGAUCACCACUAAUGAUUUCGGCUUUAAAAAAACAAGAAAAAUUAGUGCAGUUAUUGCUUGCUUUUGGGGCAGACCCUAAUUCACAGAUUAGAUCCGUUUUUUAA